AUGAAAUCACUGCUUAUUCUCUUCCUACUCGGAUCUUGCUCGGCGAAUAUCCCCGAACGCGAGUGCGGCCGAGAUCUGAGCAAUCUAUGGCUUGACGUUGUUGCAGUGGUGGAUGAUUCAAAAGGAGUGACUCAAGGAGGACUUUAUAAUAUAAUUGGUACUUUGAACAGUGUGCUUCAAUUGUCCAAAAUCGGAACACGGAAGGAUAACCCUAGGACUACUCGGCUAGGACUUGUCUCGUAUAAUUAUAAUGAGACUAUUGAAGCCACCCUCAACGACUAUCAAUUUCUCGACACGAAUAAGAUGAUGGAUCAGCUGAAAAUCAGUUCGAAUAUUGGAUCGUAUCUUGUUACUGGGUUAUCUGGUGCUGAGCAGCUGUUCAAGCAGGACAAGGAGCACAGUCGUGAGCAUUACAGAAAAGUUGUCAUUGUAUUUGCAUCUACUUAUAAAGAUGAUGGAGCGAAUGAUCCGAAACCAGUUGCGGCGCGGUUUCUAUCAAGUGGUGGUAUUAUCAUAACUGUUGCCUAUUCGCAAAGCCAUGACACACAACUUUUGGAAAAACUCGGAGGAAUCGCAACGAAAGAGUUUAAUUUUACAAAUGACGAUCCGGGGUUGAUCGAAAAAAUUCAAGACUCUUUGUUGAAAGCAAACUGUUUCUGUCCGAACAGCUGGCACCAAUACCAGCCAAAAGGUACCUGCAUUCAACCAGUCACUUUGCCAGCUUCAUGGAGCAUUGCUCAAGCAUCAUGCCAUCAUAAGGGAAACAAUGGUCACUUGGUCAAUGAGUACAGCAGAGAAAAACACGAUUUUGUGAUGGCGAUUUUGAAGACUUAUAAGGAAUUCCAACCUACUUAUAAAUAUCAUAUCGGGCUCAAUGGAAACUGCUCACUUUGGAAAUGGGAUCAGGCUAGCGGAGAAGAACAAGUGCAACUACAGGGAUGGCAAAUUUGGGCUCCGGAUUUUCCGAGGUGCUCACCUAUGCUCGAGAUGCUCGAGGGGGUGACCUAUGUAACGGAUGGAUGGAUCAAUGUUCCAUCAAAUUUCUAUGCGAAUUAUGUCUGUGAAACAUCAACUUGUGACACUGAUAACUAUUGCGCAAGGGCUAAUGAUUUUUUGUUGAAUCGAGUUUAAUAAAGGACUUAUAAAAA
This is a messenger RNA of Caenorhabditis elegans, 1148 nucleotides long. It is a transcript of the gene clec-101, whose product is annotated as VWFA domain-containing protein. Lineage: Eukaryota; Metazoa; Nematoda; Chromadorea; Rhabditida; Rhabditidae. The record is from RefSeq and is marked reviewed. Gene Ontology annotation, molecular function: carbohydrate binding. The coding region runs from base 1 to 1131 and encodes 376 amino acids. The transcript has 5 exons.